Prunus armeniaca (apricot) is the source of this 339-nucleotide messenger RNA. Lineage: Eukaryota; Viridiplantae; Streptophyta; Magnoliopsida; Rosales; Rosaceae. The record is from the annotation of a GenBank genome assembly.
AUGCCUGACGAGAUCAAGACGGAGGUGCGCGGCCAGUUGUCGACUAACUACAACUUGGAGGACCUCGACGAUGAGUCAUUGGCGUACGUCAACAGACUCUUCUAUAUAAGGUACAAGCAGUGGAAGAGCGACUUGCACCACCAUUUUGAGGCGUUUGAUGAUCCGCAAGUCGCUCUUCAGAAGGGUUGCCCGAAGGAGCUUGAGGGGCGGAAGGAUAGUUGGGCGUGGCUCUGCGCUCAUUUUCAGGCUCUCGAUUAUGUGAAUAAAACCCAAGUGAAUAAGGGCAAUAGGGAAGAAGACUAUUCUCCACCAUUCCGGUUUCAGGCCAUUCCCAUAUAG